Molecule: messenger RNA, 367 nt
Organism: Plectropomus leopardus (leopard coralgrouper)
Lineage: Eukaryota; Metazoa; Chordata; Actinopteri; Perciformes; Serranidae
Source: RefSeq, a predicted model, not a curated record
AUGUCUUGUUUUUUUGAUUUUUUUUAGGAGUUUUACCAGUUUCAUCAGCAGAGAAACAGGAAACAGAAACCUGAUGAGGAGAACUCUGUGAAUCUGAUGAACCCAGAAAAUAACAGUGAAGCUGCUGAUCAGAAAACACGACCGAACGUCUCCAUGAUCAAAAUCUUUAAGAAGAUCUGGCUGUUGGCUCUCUCCGUCUGUUUCACCUUCACCGUCACCAUCGGCACGUUUCCCGCCAUCACCGCCGACACCAAAUCCACGCUCGCUGACGGAGGCUCCUGGGCCCGGGAAGGACAGUCUGAUACUUCCUGUGUCCAUCGUGUGUCGCCUGGUCUUCGUCCCUCUCUUCAUGUUGUGUAACGUCCAG